AUGGCGAUAUCCUUUUCAACACUGUCACUACUCACCGUCCUCCCAGCAUUCAGCAACACAGCUUUUGCAACCCCACUCGAUCCUCGAGCAGGCGCUCCCGUCCUCUCUAUCACGAACAGCCAAUGGACCGCACUCAACAAAAGCGUCGGUGGGAGACUUCAGGUCGCAUACCCGUUCGCCAAACCCUGCUAUAGCUACUUCAACGGCAAUCCCAUCAUGCCAGACGUCGCCGCAUGUUCCGCCGUCCAGAACGGAUACGUCGACGAGCAAAGCAUAGCCAACAACUUCGGAGGCUAUAUCAACACCAACUGGGCCACCUGCCAACGCCACGCCCAAACCUGCUCCCUCGACUUCACCGCGUCGCAAAACCCUACCUACUACGCCCCACCCGUCAACUGCUACCAAGGCUCCGUGCCCACCUACUACAUCUCCGUGCAGAAAACCUCCGACAUCCAGUCCGCCCUCAAAUUCUCCAACACCACCGGCGUGCCCCUCGUGAUCAAGAACUCCGGCCACGACUACAAAUGCCGCUCCGCAGCGCCGAACUCCCUCGCGUUGUGGAUGCACAACGUCCAGCCGCCGAUCAAGCUGAAGAAAGGGUUCACGCCGGACGGAUGUCUCGACCCUGCGGGCGACGCGGUGACGUUCGGUGCCGGGCAGGGGUUCGCGGGGGUGUAUGAGUUUGCGGAAGCGAAUAAUAUCACCGUCGUCGGGGGGAGUAGUCGGACGAUUCGUACCGUGCUGCCGAAUGGGACGUAUGUGACGGCGAAUCGGUGCCAUAACCAGGAGUUGUUUUUUGCGUUGAGGGGCGGUGGCGGGAGUACGUUUGGGGUGAAUUGGGAGAUGACGACAAGGGCGCAUCCUCAGUUGACCCUCCAAGUCCUCUACAUUCGCUUCGAGGCUACAAAUACCUCCUCCAUCACCCAAUUCACCCGCAUCCUCACUCAAAACGGCGACCGCUGGGCCUCCGAAGGCUGGGGCGGCUACGUCGCCCCCGGCGCCCUCUCCACCCAAAUCUCCGGCCUAAUCCUCCUAACCCCCUCCCUCUCCUACGCCGACGCCGUAACCCCCAUGUCCACUAACAACCUACAUCGCCUCCCUAGGCAACCUGAAAAAGUCGGGCUGGGCAUCGCUCUGGGCUCCCGCCUCAUCCCGCGUUCCCUCCUGCAGACGGAGGAUGGACAGGAGGCGUUGGUGGAGGCGAUUGGGAAGGCGAGUGAGAUGGUGAUUCCGAGUUCUUCGACUUCCAACCUUCUCGCAGACCCCAAAGCUUUGACGUAUGGGUCUCCGUUUCAGAUUCUGGUUACGGCGCCUUCGUCGUAUGCUUCGAGGAAUGAUUCUGCUGUGACGCCUGCUUGGUACUCUGCCGCGUGGCAUAUUGCGUUAGGACAGGGGUUUGCGAACUCGGCUUCCGCGGCGGAGAUUCAGACUGCGUUUCAGACGGCGCAUGAUGCGGCGCAGGUCUUGAGGGAUGUGGCGCCAGGGAGUGGGGCGUAUAUCAACGAGGCGGAUGUGUUUGAGCCGGAGCCGGAGGAGACGUAUUGGGGCCUGGAGACUUAUCAGAGAUUGUUGGCGUUGAUGAAGAAGAUCGACCCCGGGAAUCUUUUUACGUGUUGGGGAUGUAUCGGGUGGGAUAGUACCGAUGCGAGGUAUGGGUGUUAUCCGAGUUUGGAUUGA
Zasmidium cellare ATCC 36951 is the source of this 1677-nucleotide messenger RNA. RefSeq lists its product as uncharacterized. Bases 1 to 1677 code for a protein of 558 amino acids. Gene Ontology annotation, molecular function: oxidoreductase activity; flavin adenine dinucleotide binding. The record is from RefSeq and is a predicted model, not a curated record. NCBI's taxonomy places the organism in Eukaryota, Fungi, Ascomycota, Dothideomycetes, Mycosphaerellales, Mycosphaerellaceae. The transcript has 6 exons.